GCAGCAACAAAUCAAUAUGCAAAUCAACUAAGGAGAAAAGCAAAUAAAAGGGUAAUCGAUAUUACCGUCAAUACGAGAUGAAAAAACCCAAUCAAGAAAUCCAAUCUCCAAUCCACACUAUGAUCGUGACAAAACAGGAAAAGGAAUCAAUCCUCUCCCUGAUUCAGCUCUGCGAUUCCAUCUUCUACUGUUGAAAAUGUCUUGCUGUGGAGGAAACUGUGGCUGCGGCGCAGGUUGCAAAUGCGGCAGUGAUUGCGGCGGCUGUAAGAUGUUUCCAGAUGUCACCGAGAACAAUACUAGGGAUACUCUUGUUCUGGGCGUCAUUGUUACCAGCAAAGUGAACUUUGAGGAAUCUGGUUUGGCUUCAGUGUCGAAAUCCUCUGCAAUGGCUUCACCUCCGAUACUGAGCCGGUGGUUAUGGAGUCAAAACCCCUAGCAGCGCGAAACAAGAAGCUCUGGCGAAAUCUGCUCUGAUACCAUGUAAAGUGAGGCGGAAGUGGAGGGUGCAAAACCAGUUACCGAGCUGCUCACCUUUAGCAGCAUAUAAAUAUUAGGUUAUAUAAAAUGUAAAGUUACAUAAAAGCCCUUAAUAUAAAACAAAAUUACAA
Molecule: messenger RNA, 608 nt
Organism: Rubroshorea leprosula
Lineage: Eukaryota; Viridiplantae; Streptophyta; Magnoliopsida; Malvales; Dipterocarpaceae
Source: the annotation of a GenBank genome assembly